AUGCCCUGUACCUACCCAACCGCUUGCUAUACCUCUCUUCCACCCAAAAGUCUUCAUACAGGAAUAUCCCUCACCAGGAUCCUAAUACUGUCAGUAGCUGUCCUGCUGUCCGCAGCAGCCCCUCCCAGCUGCCGUGAGUGUUAUCAGUCUUUCCGCUACAGAGGAAAGAUUCAACAAUCCUUUACUUACCAUACUCACAUAGCAAGAUCCUGUUAUGGAACCUUAAUCGAAGGAUGUGUUGAAUCAGGAAAGAGUUAUUAUAAAGUAAAGAAUCUAGGAGCAUCUGGCAGUCGUAAUGGGGCUGUAUGCCCCCAAGGGAAGCAGUGGCUUUGCUUCACCAAAAUUGGACAAUGGGGAGUAAACACUCAAGUACUCAAGGACAUAAAGAGAGAACAGAUUAUAGCCAAAGCCAAAGUCUCAAAACCAACAACUCCCCCUGAAAUCAGCCUAGUACUGUACACACACCACUAA
Piliocolobus tephrosceles (Ugandan red Colobus) is the source of this 471-nucleotide messenger RNA. It is a transcript of the gene ERVH48-1, whose product is annotated as endogenous retrovirus group 48 member 1, envelope. The record is from RefSeq and is a predicted model, not a curated record. The transcript is spliced from 2 exons. NCBI's taxonomy places the organism in Eukaryota, Metazoa, Chordata, Mammalia, Primates, Cercopithecidae. Bases 1 to 471 code for a protein of 156 amino acids.